Molecule: messenger RNA, 387 nt
Organism: Hyla sarda
Lineage: Eukaryota; Metazoa; Chordata; Amphibia; Anura; Hylidae
Gene: OST4
Product: oligosaccharyltransferase complex subunit 4, non-catalytic
Exons: 3
Coding region: 30-272 (80 amino acids)
Cellular component (GO): oligosaccharyltransferase complex
Source: RefSeq, a predicted model, not a curated record
GCAGCGUUCAGUGUGCAGCCGCGCGCUCCAUGCCGCGAAGCGCAGAUGCGGACGGAGUUUAUACCGGAAGUAAUGGCCGCGCACCGGAAGCGGAAGUUGAGCGGUUGACGUGUCCACCGGGAGUGCGGACUGAACGCAGCGGAGACCACACUGACAGGAUGAUCACGGACGUGCAGCUGGCGAUCUUCGCUAACAUGCUGGGGGUGUCGCUCUUCCUCCUCGUCGUUCUUUAUCAUUACGUCGCAGUCAAUAAUCCUAAGAAGCAGGAGUGAGUGGUCACAUGAUGAUCCAGCAGUGGCUCCGCCCCCCAUACUGUACAGAUAUUUUCUAAGUUUGAUGUUUUCUUAUGAAUGUGGAUGAAUAAAGUCCAGAUGUUGAGUCCGUGAA